AGAUGUUUGUUACCAACACAGCUAUGGCUGCUCUCGUUCCCCCAGACGGUAAAGAUAUGGAUGUUGCUAAAUGUUCAUUAUGCUUUGAAAAUUAUACCGAUCCUAGAUUGUUGGAUUGUUUUCAUACGUUCUGCAAGGAGUGCAUUGAACAACUUAUAGUAUAUGGUGGAAAAGAACGGAACACAUUCUGUUGUCCAUUGUGUCAACACGAACACUCGAUACCUAAAAGUGGAGCUGAUGGCAUGAAACGGAACUUUUAUAUGGAAAUGUUGCCUCAAAAGAAAGAAGUUCAAUGUCAAACAUGCGAGAACAGCAGUCUAGCGGUGAAGAGAUGCUUUGAUUGCGAUCAAUAUAUGUGUUCAGUGUGCUUUAAAACGCAUCAAAAGCUAAAGGUAAGCCGUUCUCAUCGGAGCUGUGACAUUGGCCACGAAAAUCAAGGAACUCAUACUCAGACGAUCUACUGUUCUAAGCACCGAGAGGAACAACUGAAGUUUUUCUGUUGUCCUUGUAAACUUAACAUAUGUCGUGAUUGUAAAAUCACGGAACACGAAGGCCACAGAACGGAAGGUCUUUCAACCAUUGCUGAAAAAGCAAAGAAGUCACUGGAAUUAAAACUGACAAAGUUCGUGAAAUUAGAAGAUUUAUUCAUAACUAAAAAGCAAGAGUUAAAGAGUGCUAUUGAAGCUACUGGUGGUGACCGAGAGGACCUCAUUAAAAUCGUCCAAACAAGAACAGUUGAAAUUGUCAAAUGCAUUGAAGCAUUAGAAGGGGAGUUGAUUAGAGGAAUAGACAAUCUUUUCAGAAAAAGAGAGUCUGAUCUAGAAAAGAAGGAAACUCUCACUGUUCAGAACAUUACUUCAAUAAAAGGUCGCGUACAAUACAUAAAGCAAGUACUAAAACACGGGUUACUACCAGAUGUCACACAAGCUGAGACAUUUAUGCAUUGCUCAGAGGCCAAGUUAUCCCAAACCUUGGAUAGCGUUAGUGCAGUAGAUGCCUGUAUUGUCCCGAUUUUUGUUUCUUCCAAAUUCAUACCACAAAUUGAUAAUAUUGGAACGCUGGAAUUCGUAACUUUUAACGUAAAUUUCAGUUUCCUGUGCGAUUGUCCCUUAAAUCAUAUGAUUUCAGAAAUUUCCCCGUCUACCAAUAGUGAAAAAGCAUGGAUUCUGUAUCGACACUUGCAUAAUACAUCUCACCAAAUACACCAAAAAACGGGUGGUCUAUACCAUGAAAGGGGCGACAUACUUUCUGUAUCUCGACAGCACGUGCAACAUAUAGUAUUUAGAUCCAAUGAUGAGGAAGUACGAUUUGCAAAACACCCAUCGUGGUUUGAUAAAGAAAACGAGAAGAAAACUAGUCUUCAUAUUUUUAUACACGAUCUCCUUUCCGUCACUGUGAGUGAAGAAGACAAGAUCGUGGUACUUUUGACACAGAACCGUGUUGGGACUGUCACAGACGCUGGUGAAUUAGUGAAUAUUGUUACUCUGAAGUCCGUUGUAUCUGCCCGUGGUAUCGCCGUCUGUGGAGAUUUGAUGUACUGCAUAGACAGGUCAAAUCAAUGUGUUGCAUGCUUCAAGACAAAUUAUGAAUUUGUGUAUUCCGCUACCCCAUGCAGAUCCUUUUCAAAACCUUUCGACCUGAGAUCCAUCUGUUGUGAUAAGAACGGAAACGUAUUUGUUUGUGAUUUCCAGAAUGAUGUCAUUUUUUUCCUUGUAGGGGAACGUUUAAUCCCUGUCGUGGGAGAGGUUCGCCGACCCACAGCAGUGGCAGCAGAUGGCAAAAACAGACUCUGGAUUGGGAAAGAAAAUGGAGAAAUUCAAAUUUACGACAUAAAACUAAAUCAGUAAACAUAGCACAUUCUGCAUAAUAUAUGUUUCUUCCAUUGACAUGUAGUUAAGUACACUACAAUGUAAAAUGUGAAGGAACGAAUUCUAUAGUUAGUUAUGUAUUAGGCUUUUAGAAUACAGUUGACCUAUUUUUCAUUUAAUACGUUACUGAGGUCCAGUCAAGUGUUGGAAUGCUUCGGUUUAAUAUCUAUAACUAUGGACAAACAAGCAAGAUUGUAGUGAUUACAUCAUCAUAUCAAGAUGCUGCAUGUGAUAGUGAGGCAAAAUAUUAGAUUUUGUAAUUUAUGGUAGACCAACUUUGUUGAGUGGAAUGAUUUUAUUGCAUUCAUUUGACAAUCCUACUUUACAUUUUUAUACAAAGUGUGGUUUUUUUUUUUUUUUUUUGCUAUGCAUUGAGCUUCUCUUUUCGACUAAUAAAUUGAUAUUAAAGGUG
Ostrea edulis (European flat oyster) is the source of this 2280-nucleotide messenger RNA. RefSeq names its product E3 ubiquitin-protein ligase Midline-1-like. NCBI's taxonomy places the organism in Eukaryota, Metazoa, Mollusca, Bivalvia, Ostreida, Ostreidae. The transcript has a single exon. Gene Ontology annotation, molecular function: zinc ion binding. The record is from RefSeq and is a predicted model, not a curated record. Bases 3 to 1847 code for a protein of 614 amino acids.